Sinocyclocheilus rhinocerous is the source of this 1486-nucleotide messenger RNA. Its product is annotated as serine/threonine-protein kinase STK11-like. Gene Ontology annotation, molecular function: protein serine/threonine kinase activity; ATP binding. The transcript is spliced from 7 exons. NCBI's taxonomy places the organism in Eukaryota, Metazoa, Chordata, Actinopteri, Cypriniformes, Cyprinidae. Gene Ontology annotation, cellular component: cytoplasm. The record is from RefSeq and is a predicted model, not a curated record. Gene Ontology annotation, biological process: intracellular signal transduction; protein phosphorylation. The coding region runs from base 1 to 948 and encodes 315 amino acids.
AUGGUUUUAGUGGAUGAUAAUAAGGUCACUCAGAGUGAUUGGCUGUUGCUGGUGUGUUCGCUCCUUGACCGCCGCUGCUUCACGUAUAUGGUGAUGGAGUAUUGUGUCUGUGGAAUGCAGGAAAUGUUGGACAGCGUUACAGAGAAGAGAUUUCCAGUGUUUCAAGCUCACGGGUACUUUAGCCAGCUCCUGGAUGGUCUUGAAUACUUGCACAGCCAGGGAAUUGUACACAAAGAUAUUAAACCAGGGAAUUUGCUGCUCACUACAGACGGGGCGCUGAAGAUCUCUGACUUGGGUGUAGCCGAGGCGCUCCACCCGUUUGCGGAGGACGACACGUGUCGGACGAGUCAGGGGUCGCCAGCAUACAACAUAACCACGAGCCUGUACCCGUUUGAGGGGGACAACAUCUAUAAGCUAUUCGAGAACAUUGGGAAGGGUGACUACACUGUUCCUGAGGAGUGCGGCCCGCUGCUCUCGGACCUGCUGAGAGAUGAUGUCAUCACGAUCGGUCUCACGGGUCAUUUCCUCUUCCUGUUUAGCUGGGUGCGUAAGAAACACCCGCCCUCGGAGCCUCCCGUGCCCAUCCCGCCCAGCGCAGAGACGCGCGACCCGUGGCGCAGCAUGACGGUGGUGCCGUACCUGGAGGAUCUCCACGGUUACGCUGAGGAGGAGGAGGAUGACGAGCUCUUCGACGGGGAGGAUGACAUCAUAUACACUCAGGAUUUCACCGUACCAGGGCAGGUCCCGGAGGAUGAGGAGGAUGAGGAAGAAGAGCGCGCUCCGGAGCGCACCUGUGCCGUGGCCAAACCGGUGUGUGUGAACGGGACAGAGUCGGCUGCACUCAAGCCCAAAUCCGAGCGGCGCUCCAGCUCUUCCUCCAAUCCCUCCAGGAAGGGCAUCUCCGCCGCCAGCAAGAUCCGCAAGCUUUCCACCUGCAAGCAGCAAUGACCCGAUGCUGCGCUGCACACCUGCGCUCCUCUGUACAGGUUUAUGUCGUUUCCCAGCAGUCAGUUCGAAACGCUGUUUUUUCGACGCACAUUUCUGCGGUGAUGAUGAACUCAAACACAGUGCCAGGACUGACUUUACUCGAGAAUGCUGUUAAAGAGUGGAGACGUUUCCCACAAUCCUCCUCCGUGGCUGAGGAUCAUCCAUUCGGUUUCUCUGGCGCUCUCGGAUCAGACCCGACCUUCCGUUUAGUUUUAAUUUACAGUCAUUACCAGCCGUUAAAGAUGCAGAUGGUUUGAUGUAAAGAAUGACACAGAGAUCAGUUACUGUAGAGAAAUAUGCUGCAGAUGAUGAUGUUAAAACUAAACUGCAUGCUGUGAUGUGGACGGAGAGUUUGGACGUCUGGGUUCAUUUUCCCCAUUUGGUUUGUUUUUCCCGUUAAAUAUUUUUUAAGUAUUAUUUAUAUAAAACACAUCCCAACUGAAGCUGAGCUCGUGGUCUUUAUUUGCAUGCGUUUCGCUGGAAAAAAGGGCUUUCACUG